Messenger RNA from Alosa sapidissima (American shad), 5065 nucleotides. Its product is annotated as disintegrin and metalloproteinase domain-containing protein 12-like. Lineage: Eukaryota; Metazoa; Chordata; Actinopteri; Clupeiformes; Clupeidae. The transcript is spliced from 23 exons. Gene Ontology annotation, biological process: proteolysis. The record is from RefSeq and is a predicted model, not a curated record. Gene Ontology annotation, molecular function: metalloendopeptidase activity. The coding region runs from base 341 to 3250 and encodes 969 amino acids.
UAGACAACACUUUGUUCGUCUGUAAAUUGCUUUACAGCCAGCGUCGGUCCUAUCCAGAUUAUCGGCCCGAUGCACAUAUUGUUUUCCUUCAAAAAAUGUGUUUUUAACAUUUGAGGUGGCUAGGUAUAAUUUUCUGUUAAGACGAUAUUCCAAUUGGAAACUUUGAGCCUGAGGUUGGUUGGAGCGGUGAGUGAGUCGGUCCAGGAUUUUCUAACGGUUUCUCGUAGUUGAUCAUAUUUCAGGAAGUGGUUUAGGUCUUGCACAUCAGCUGUUCUACUGUAUAUUAUGGUCGCGCUGCCGUGACAUACUUGGAUUGUCCGCUCAUCCCAAGCCGGUCAACAUGUCAAACCGGCGGUGGACCCAGAAGUUUGCGCUGCUGACAGCACUUCAUGUCAUAUCUAUGACAACUUGUUUCUGUGGCAGCUUGCCAUUCAAGAUACCUAAAGAGUUUACUGGACCUGGUCCUGCUGGUCUAACUGGUCAGCAAAGGCCUGUCCCUCCACCUCACCCCCUUCAGACCACCGAGCCUCUUCUGCUCAUUGGAGGCCGGCGGAGACCCAUCAGCCACCUGGGGUCAUUGGGUCAUCCCGCAUCCCUGCAGGUCCUUGUGGAGGCAGAAGGUGAGCAGCUGCUACUCCGGCUGGAAAGGAAUGAGGGUCUGUUCGCCAGUCACUACACCGAGACACACUACCUGGAGGACGGCAGCGUGGCCACUGGCUCUUCCAACCUCACGGUGAACUGCUACUACCAUGGAGACGUUGAGGGUCAUGCUCGGUCGGACGUUGGCCUCAGCACCUGCAUGGGGCUCAGGGGACUGAUUACACUUGAAGAUAAAACCUUUGUACUGGAGCCAUCAGGAGACCCCCAUCCCUCCUCCUCCUCCCCCUCCUACCGUAUCUACCGUGGGGAGCACCUCAACCUGACCCUGGGCUCCUGCGGGCACGGCGCCAACAUCUCGCACCCCUUCAGCCCAAAGGCGCUCCUGGACGCCAGCGACGGGCCGCUGCGCGAGCGCCACAGCAGGCACAGGAGAAAUGCCCAGAGCACCACCAAGUACGUGGAGCUGAUAAUUGUAGCUGACAACCGAGAGUUUCAGAAACAAGGCAAAGACGUGGAGAAAGUCAAGCAGAGGCUGGCGGAGAUUGCCAACUAUGUGGAUAAGUUCUAUCGGCCCCUGAACAUCCGUGUGGCUCUCGUGGGUCUGGAGGUGUGGAGUGACUCGGACAAGUGUGCCGUCACGCAGGACCCCUUCACCACGCUGCACGAGUUCCUGGACUGGAGGAAGCUCAAGCUGCUGCCCCAGAGACCCCAUGACAACGCCCAGCUGGUCAGUGGGGUCUACUUCCAGGGCACCACCAUAGGCAUGGCACCAAUCAUGAGCAUGUGCACCGCUGAGCAAUCAGGAGGCAUCGUCAUGGAUCACUCAGACAACCCUCUGGGGGCUGCGGUCACUUUGGCCCACGAGCUCGGACACAACUUCGGGAUGAACCACGACACGCCGGAGAGGGGCUGCGGCUGCAGGGUGACGGCUGACCGCGGAGGCUGCAUCAUGACUCCUUCCACUGGGUACCCAUUUCCCACGGUGUUCAGUAGCUGCAGUAAGAAGGAUCUGGCAACCAGUCUGGAGAAGGGCGUAGGGAUGUGUCUGUUCAACAUGCCCGAGAUCAAGGUGCUCUACGGGGGACAGAAGUGUGGCAACGGCUACGUGGAGGAGGGAGAGGAGUGCGACUGCGGAGAGCUGGAGGAGUGCAUGAACCCCUGCUGUAACGCCACUACCUGCACACUGAAGGGAGAUGCAGUGUGUGCGCACGGACAAUGCUGUGAGGAAUGCCAGCUGAAGCCAGCGGGCACGCCCUGCCGAGAGUCCAGCAACUCGUGUGACCUGCCUGAGUUCUGCACUGGUGCCAGUCCCCACUGUCCUGCCAAUGUCUAUCUGCACGAUGGUCACGCCUGCCAUAAUGUUGACGGCUACUGCUACAACGGCAUCUGCCAGACCCACGAACAGCAGUGCAUCACCCUGUGGGGCCAAGGUGCUAAGGCAGCUCCAGGGAUCUGCUUUGUGAGGGUGAACUCAGCCGGAGACCCGUAUGGGAACUGUGGAAAGGACUCCAAGGGAUCCUUUGCCAAAUGCGAAGCUCCGGAUGCGAAAUGUGGUAAAAUCCAGUGCCAAGGUGGAGCCAAUCGGCCGGUGAUUGGUACGAAUGCUGUGUCCAUCGAGACCAACAUCCCUCUGCAGGCAGGAGGGCGUAUCCUGUGCAGGGGAACGCACGUCUACUUGGGGGACGACAUGCCCGACCCUGGCCUAGUGCUGACCGGAACCAAGUGUGGAGACAGCAUGAUGUGCCUGAACCGCCAGUGCCAGAAUGUCAGCGUCUUUGGCGUCCACCAGUGUUCCGAGAAGUGCAGCGGGCGGGGGGUUUGUAACAACAACAAGAACUGUCACUGUGAGGCCCACUGGGCUCCUCCUCUCUGUGACAAGGCCGGCUUCGGAGGCAGUGUGGACAGCGGGCCUAUGAGAAUCGCAGACAAUGGGGCUUUGACGCUGGGCAUCCUGGUGGCCUUCCUGUGUCUGGUGGGAGUCGGCAUCUUCGCCUGCAUCAAGAGGAAGACCUUGGUCAGCCUCCUCUUUACCAACAAGAAGAACACCAUUGAGAAGCUGAGGUCUGUGGGGCCGAACAGGCCGUCCAGUCCAACUCACCCACACUCCGUGUGUCGGACGUCUCCGCCACGCCAGCCUCCCGUCAAACCACACAGUGGCAGCAUAUACAAGCCACCUCACCUGGGUCCUGAAGCAGUGGUUGCAUCUCAUAACUUGCGUCAGCUGCCGCAGUGCCCGCCCGUGCACCUGAGCCACCCCUUGCCCGUGGCACUGACCCUGACCAUCUCCCCGCCAGUGCCCCCUCCUCACCGGGCUCUGCUGCCGCCCCACGUCCACCUCCAGGCCCCCCCUCGGGGCGCCUCCUUCCGCGGGGGCCCUCAGCGGCAGCCGUCCUGCAGGAUGGUCAUGGAGCUGGAGAAGCCCAGUCCUCCCCAGAAGCCUUUGCCUGCUGACCCUCUGGGCAGGACGGCCCGUGUGAUGCGCAGUCCCUCCAGCGCCCGCAUGCCCCUGCCCGUCCCGCUCCCUGUGAGAGGACCUGUGCCCGGGGUCCAAAGACCAGUGCCUCCACUCCCUCAUCCAACCAGACCUCUUCCCAAGCAGCCUCCAACACUGCCAAAACCUCACAUCAUUGGUGGAGUGAAAUACAGCUGAGGCCUUUGACACAAGGGAUGGAUGCCCUGGAGGGACAAAAAGACUUCUUUUGCACUAUAGCCUAAAAACUUCUGCCCUUGAAAGACAUGCAUUGUGUCUGAGUCCUGAAACUCUGGGGUGGCGCAGGCCCGACCCCUUGGUGCUCUAUCUCAUAACGGUGCUAUGAGUACAUGCUCAGGUACAUGUAAAGUUAUUUAUGUCCUGUAUUUAUUUCAGCACAGUGCACUGUGGUAGACACUUUCUAAUUGUAGCAUUUGGGUUUGAUUUGAAUCUCUCCUCCUACAUCUUGGUCUGUUUGCUUGCGUUGUGUAUACUGUUCUGUUUUAUCAGGAGAGGAUUCAGUGCUCUCAUUAGUGGGCCAUCUGGAGAGAUGCGGAUAAAAAAAGAUGUUAGGUCGAGUAAACUGGAUUUGAAAUGGAAGGGACGUUUGCAGCUUUAUGUGUGGGAGAAUCACUACAGUACUUGGGAGAUGAAGGAUUAACGGGAGGCAACAGCAAUCUUGAGCAGACUUUUCUGCAUCCUGUGAAUUGAUUCAAAAAGUGACACACAAUCACAAAGUAUUUUGUGACAAUGUUAAAAUGUGUGUAUUUACAUUUAACAUGACUUUGAAAAUAGGACCCAUGCAUUGAGGUAAUUGUAAACAAAACAUCUCAAAGUAUGAAAAGAAAAAUGAAGAAUGGAUGGAAUGUCAACGUUUUUACUGGUGUUUUACAUGAUGAUCAUCUGAAUUUUAAACAAGACACUUGAGUACAAGGUAGUUCCACUACAUUUGAAAGAACCAGAUAAAACAACCUGUAGAUGAAGUUACAUAUGUUACAGAAUAGUCAGCAUAAAGUAGUGAGGGCUGUUCAGCCAUCUGUCAAGGUGCCAUUCUCACUCCUGGCCAUAAGCCCCAACUACCCCAGAGCACCUGAUGGGCAACUGUGGACUCCAGCAUAUGGGGUAUGUCCUGCAAGCCUCAGAGGGGAGAAGCAGAACUUUAGACUUACAUGACUGGACCUGCAGGAUGCAGCCUGGUAACGGAGUGAUGGUACAGCUGCAGAACACACUGCCUAUGUGGAGUCUGGAGAGGGCUAACUCGCCUGCGGCUAACACACUUCUGUGCUAGCACGCCUGGGUUUCAGGCCUAAUGGGAGGUGCACUUACACUUGCCCACUGAGAUUUGGGCACAUUGCCUCUGAGCCAGCAAUGUCCAAAAACUUGAGUCUGGCUUGUUCUAUCUAUAUUGUACAUCAAAUUGUGUUUGUUUACUUGUUUCAUGUGCCAAUUACUUUCUUUUGUUGAUGUAUCUCAUUUAAAUAACUGUUUUUAAACUCAUAAUUCACUUUCUAAUGUCAUCAUCUAUAUCCUGCAUAUGGUACAAGGCUUAGUUUAAGUUUUGUUUUUACAAUGUAAAAAGACUUAAAUAGGUUUUGUUCACUCUAUUCUUUCUCUCUCAUCCGUUGCAUCUAAUUAGCAAUACUUGACUGCAAACAAAUGUAUCACUGCUACAUUGAUUAGAAACCAAGGCCACAUCUUUUGAAUUGUAAUGCAUUAGCUUAACUUUGCUUUGCUCACAUUUUUUACUCAUUUAUUUGAAUUUUGUAUGAACACUUUAACCAGUAUUCAUCUCUCUUGCUGGAUUUCUAUUCUUGGAUUCAUAUCCUCAUUGACUGUGUUACAGGUGAACACAUUAUCAAGGUCUUUUUGUACAAUAAAUCUUUGAUAAAUAAUAGCGUAAAAUGUACCAUAUGUAGGUGUCAGUGUCUGCACAGAUUUUAAAAAAUCAGAUCUCCAUAUAUUAGUAAAGCUGUUAAAACUGCUAUUUUGCUUUGU